GCACCGGCGUUGCGUCCGCCAGUCCGCGAGUUGGCACGACGGCGGUGCGUUCGUCGCUUCGAUAUCGACACGGUCGAUAACGCUCCUCUCUUCUCCUUUCUUUCCCCCCCUUUUCUUUCUUCUUUUUUCAAUUCCCUUUUUUUAAAAUCAUUAUCUUCUGAAACCUCAUCGGCGGAAUAAAUCUCGCGCUUGGAGAAGGCGAGGAAGUAACGUAGAUUCUCGGCGAUUUUUCUCGCGCAGAAUCGUCAUCGCCGAUAUCGUCACUGUCGAUAUCGUCAUUAUCGUGUCAAUCCCUUUAUCUUUCCGGGUAAAACGAAAUUUGAGAGAACGACGAUCGGAAAAUAGAGAGAAGAGAGGGAAGAACUCGUCGCUUUCGCGCUUUCGAAGUGUCACGAUUGUAGUGUGUGUUACGAUUUUUGGACGAACAUUGAUCAAUUGGUGUGCAAUCUGCAGUCGCAAUCCUCCGACGAUUAGUGGCGAGAAAACGCCUGAGAGACUCGGGUGAUAGACCUCACUCCAAGGAUCUCCGUCCAAGAUCGACCUGAGCACUGCAGCUGACACGGCAACAUGUCGAUCGUAAUGCAGUAUAUAGACCGGUUCCACGACAUGCUGGACAAGCAUGCAGACAGGAGGACGACUAAUUGGCUACUGAUGAGCUCACCCUUCCCCACGUUGUUCAUCUGUCUCACUUACGUUUACGUCGUCAAGGUGCUCGGACCGAAGCUGAUGGAGAAUCGGAAACCCUUCCAGUUUAAGAAUACCUUGGUAGUCUACAACCUGUUCCAAGUGAUCUUCUCCGCGUGGCUUUUUUACGAGUGCCUGAUGGGCGGAUGGUGGGACCACUAUAGUUUCCGCUGCCAACCGGUGGAUUAUUCCAACAGCCCUACCGCGAUAAGGAUAGGGAUAUCCGGAUGGCUGACUGGAGACUAUUCUCUAAGGUGUCAACCUGUAGACUACAGCGACAGACCUGAAGUAUUGAGGAUGGUCCACGCAAGCUGGUGGUAUUACUUCUCGAAAUUUACCGAAUUCAUAGACACGAUCUUUUUCGUGCUAAGAAAGAAGAACAAUCACGUGUCCACGCUGCAUGUGAUCCAUCACGGUUGCAUGCCGAUGUCGGUCUGGUUCGGUGUCAAGUUCACGCCAGGCGGCCACUCGACCUUCUUCGGUUUGUUGAACACCUUCGUCCACAUUGUGAUGUACACGUAUUAUCUUCUGGCGGCGAUGGGUCCGAGGGUGCAGCCAUACCUCUGGUGGAAGAAGUAUCUGACCGCCUUCCAGAUGCUGCAAUUCGUCGCGAUCAUGGUCCACGCCUUCCAGCUGCUCUUCAUCGAGUGCAACUAUCCGAAGGCGUUCGUCUGGUGGAUCGGCCUGCACGCCGUCAUGUUCCUCUUCCUGUUCAAGGAGUUCUACCAGCAGAGUUACCAGCAGAAGAAGCCUAGGAAGCGGGACGGCACCGCGGCGAUGACGAACGGUGUCGCCCAGGAUGGCGACCAUCAGUCGAAGGGCAAGCACGUGAACGGCGUCGCGAACGGCGUCGCGAACGGAACCGCGAACGGUGUCGCCAACGGCUACGCCGCGAACGGCUCCUCGCCCAGAAGGAGGGAUGCCGCCGACUAUUACGUGAAAGGCGAAAGCCUAGCGACGGAGCUCAAUCUCCGAAAACCGUUCGCGACGAAAGUCGAGUGACCCUAGAGCGAGCGGCUAGCCUAGUCGAUCUUUUCUCGCCGCGACGUCGUGUCUUUUUUUUUUCUCUUCCGCGAAAUCGCCGAAGGACUUAGUGGGCCUUCUUCCCUUUGUCUCUCUCUCUCUCUCCCCCCUUCUCUCCCUUUCUCUUUUAAUUUGCUUAUUACCGAAACGCACAAAGGGUUGAAGGCUCUCUGCCGAGAUUGACGCAUCUGUCGAAAGAGAAAGAGUACAAAAUUACGUAUUCGGCUCGCGGUAUGCGGCGUACGUCGAUGUAAUGUAUGUACCUCAUCGACGAUACGAUACUUCACGACGGUUCUUCAACUAGAUCCGGGCAGUCGCUCGCGUAAUCUGGCGACUGAUGCAGAAGGAUGCUCUCGGGCGAAUCGUAUCCUGAUGAUCCCGCGAUAAUAAACGUAAGAGUCCGGGGGGAAGGGGGAGGAAGGACCGGAUUAUGCAUUGGACGUCGUGCGGUUUUCAACGAUCUUGACGAUAAUUCACGUCACUCGCGGAGUGAACGAUUCUCUCACUGAAUUUCGGUAAGGUCACAAUCGCGCAAGGAAAGGGGGUUCGUCGUUCUGAAAAUGAUGCAAUCGAAUGGCAAUGUAAUUUCCAGAUCGUCAAAGCGUUCCGUGACAUUUGCGCAGCAUACAUUAGCCUUUUCUGGCUCGUCUUCGACCUGACACCAUUGAUUGCACAAUGGAGCAGUCAAAUUGCUCUUUGAUAAAAUAAAUAAAUAAUCGAUAGUUAAUUGAGAAAGGGUCCGGGAAGAAAACCGGUUUGAAAUGCGAUGGAAAAAAAUUUUUGUCCCGGAAAUCGGAGAUUCCGCGGCCAGUGAAUCAUCGUGACGAUAUCCUUCACUGACCGCUUUCGCAAUUCGGAAGUAUUUGGACGCUCGUUUUCAAUUCCGUUCUCGUGACGCGACGCGUUUCCUUCACUUUGGUAAAAAUAAAUUCCGUCAAGGCUUAACGAUCCCGUGGUCUCUAAAAAAAUUCACGUAUUCGCUAGCUCGAAUUCCAGCGCGAGAGAAUCUCAGUAUUACAUAAAGGAAGAAAUUACGCGGCAGAUAACAGUAAUAGUGAAUUACAAUGGCAAUUUAACGCGGUACUGUUAUGCAAUUAGCUGAGAAAUUUUUUCGUUUACAUUUCGACGAUUUGUGCCGGGUAGAAAUAUGCGUAGAUCCGAUGACCUUAGCCGGUCGAGUCGCGGACUUUGGCGCAAAAUUUCUCGAUUAUGUAAAAGCGCGAAAGAACAAGAAGGCUCGAAGGAAAGUUCGACGAAAAUCUUUGAGCGAGUGAUCUCUUGAAACGACAAAUUUGCGCACAUUUCUCUCUCUCUCUCUCUUUCUCUCUGCCAAUAUUUAUUACAUGUCCUUCCGAAAAAUAUAUAUAACGAUAAUUUUAUAACUGUGGGGAAUUUUAUGUAUUUUAGGAUUACAUUAAAAAAAAUCAAGUCUUUACUGAUAGAAAAAUAUGUGAUAUUUGCGACUAUAAUUGCAUAGUAAAAUGAUUAUAUUCAGGAAUAUCAUUUUUAUAGUAAUUACUGUAAUAACCACUUAUAAUGAUGCCAACUAUGAAAAAAUUGUACUAUAUAAAUUACACAGUUUUAAAAUAUAGCACAUGAUUGUUAUUAAAAUUAUAGUAAUAAUUACUGUAAAAAUGAUAUUCUUGACUAUAAUUAUUCUACUAUGCAUUUAUACUCACAAAUAUAACACAUUUUUCUAUAAGUGUUGAAAUCGAAACGAUUCGUAGGAUUGCUUCAAUAAGUCAGUCUAAGUCUGUUCGUUUGAUUUGCGAAAGUAUCAUUGUCCGUUCGAGUCAAACGAGUCCAGUUGCGAGAGCAGGCGAAAGGAUACGAUCGCGCCGGUGUGCUUUGGGAGAUAGGCGUGCCUUUUGCUCAAUACUUAAAGCUCAAAAGCAUCGGUUCGAAAUGCCAGUAACCGAUCUCUGUGAUCGUGCAUAUCGUCGACUCGCGAGAGGGACUCUCGACAUCCCCCUGGCCUCUUUGCGUGUUCAGUAGCUGCCACGCCGACGUCCUUCCAUAUAUCGCGGAUGUGCCGAUGCUCAUCGCGGAUGCUCGCCGUCUCGGUUGUACUAUUUAACGCGUGUGAACGCGCGCGCGAAGCAUGCGAGAGUUUUGCGUUGACGAUUGUUGGAAUCUUCGAUUGAAAGAAAGAAAGGAAUAUCCCUCCACUCGGCAACCGGACUCUCCUAGAAGAAAUUUCGGAUCAAUGAAUUUAAUUGGGCAACAUCAUUAUUCAGGAUACUCAGACGGAUAAAGGAAUCAAAAUUUAAGAAAAAUGAAUUUAAAAGGACUUGGUAGAUGCUCGUUUUGUAAAAUUGGAUUUCGAAUACGCGAAGAUUCGAAAAUUGUAAUUAUGUGAAAUAUAAGUGCCUUUUAAUUUGUUUUUCGCGUGGUUAAAAUUACACACACAGACAAAAAUAUGCACAUUUGCCAACGCGUUUACUAUUUAAUUUCCAUUUUUAAUUACGAUCUACUUAUUACUGAUCAUUUUAAGUACUGUCGGGCUUUUUACGUUUUCCCUGAAGCCGAAGUCAAAACUAAAACUGCGACAAUCGGCACGUUAUUUUUCUCGCUCGCUUUGCGUGCGUUUUGUAUGUAAUGCAUAGCGUCUUGUACAUAGGUAGGCUAGUUUUAUAUACUACUAAAGAAGAGUCCGAGGAGUGUGACGGCCGUGCCACACUUUGAGGUAAUUAAAAAAUAAAAAAAAAAAGAUCCAAGUUCAGGGGCUAAUUUAUAUAAAUCCACAUGUGCAUAUAGUAUGUAUAAGAGGCGGAAGCUGUAUGAAUAAAAUCGCACAUUGGGGUGCAUGACCCUUGUAGUUGCGGCUACGUACAUAAGGAAAAAAAAGAAAGUCAAGAGGGCGCCUUGAAUUCUCGACUUCUUGGGACCCCGGAUCGAUUACUGCCCUUUUCAUUUGAAUGUUUUUCGAAUCUUGCGAUUCGAAUAAUGUAGAUUGCAUCAAGCGUAAUCGAAGAGUUUGUUCCCAAAUAGUCUCGAUUUUUUCAUCUUUUACAAUUGAAAAAUAUAUACCUUGGGACAUUUAAUAUUAAACGAGAAAUAAUUAUUAAUAAAAUUUAAUUCGAGCAUUGGUAACAAGCUCUCCGAUUGUGAUCUGUCAUGUGUGUGAUCUGCAAUAACUGAUACGUGCACCAUACAUGAGCAUUUAUGAUAUUAUUUAUGUAAAAUUGCAGAAUUCUGUGAAUUCAAAAAAUUAUAAAAAGCUCGAAAAGAUAGAGCUGUCGACGGUUGACUCUUUUUAUUAGGUAAAAUUCGAUAUACGAUCGCUGGUACGAUGGAAAAAAAUGCCAAAUGCGUGCGUAUGGUGCGCAAAAGAAAUACAUGGACAAUCCAACGAAUUCUUUCUCCCACUCGGUUGAGAACUUGAAGUUGUUUUGUUGCAAGUGGCUCGCCGAGAUAGGGUGCCAAAAGCGAAUAUUGGGCGUAUGCCGCCAAUAACUUGAUAAGGCAGCGAAUGUAUAAAAAGUCCAAGUGCUCUUACAUCGUGAGAAUUUUUACGCCGUACUGUAAUCGAAAUUUAUUAAUCACAAUUGGUUAACGUGUAUUACGUGAUGUAUUUUUGCGAGAAAUAUAAGUCUAUUUAC
Monomorium pharaonis (pharaoh ant) is the source of this 5309-nucleotide messenger RNA. Its product is annotated as elongation of very long chain fatty acids protein AAEL008004. Bases 568 to 1686 code for a protein of 372 amino acids. The transcript is spliced from 8 exons. Lineage: Eukaryota; Metazoa; Arthropoda; Insecta; Hymenoptera; Formicidae. Gene Ontology annotation, cellular component: endoplasmic reticulum membrane. Gene Ontology annotation, molecular function: fatty acid elongase activity. The record is from RefSeq and is a predicted model, not a curated record. Gene Ontology annotation, biological process: fatty acid elongation, polyunsaturated fatty acid; fatty acid elongation, monounsaturated fatty acid; sphingolipid biosynthetic process.